This is a messenger RNA of Caenorhabditis briggsae, 1119 nucleotides long. It is a transcript of the gene Cbr-cwn-1, whose product is annotated as Protein CBR-CWN-1. NCBI's taxonomy places the organism in Eukaryota, Metazoa, Nematoda, Chromadorea, Rhabditida, Rhabditidae. Gene Ontology annotation, biological process: neuron differentiation; multicellular organism development; canonical Wnt signaling pathway. Bases 1 to 1119 code for a protein of 372 amino acids. The record is from RefSeq and is a predicted model, not a curated record. Gene Ontology annotation, cellular component: extracellular region. Gene Ontology annotation, molecular function: frizzled binding; cytokine activity. The transcript is spliced from 7 exons.
AUGCUGAAACCCACCAAAAUUCUACUUUUCCUUACUGUAUCAGUUUCCAUUGUUGAAAGUCUGUCAUGGUUAUCAUUGGGUCUGGCAUCCAGUCGAUUCGACAGAGACAAACCAGGAACAUCAUGUAAAUCCUUAAAAGGAUUGACUAGGAGACAGAUGAGGUUCUGCAAAAAGAACAUCGACUUAAUGGAGAGUGUUCGCACUGGAGCGUUGGCGGCUCAUGCAGAGUGUCAGUUUCAGUUUCAUAAGCGAAGGUGGAACUGCACUCUGAUUGAUCCGAUGACUCAUGAAGUGAUUCCCGAUGUUUUUCUUCACGAAAACACUCGAGAAUCAGCAUUUGUACAUGCAAUUUCGUCAGCUGCUGUUGCUUAUAAAGUGACCCGUGACUGUGCUAGAGGAGUUAGCGAACGGUGUGGCUGUGAUUAUUCAAAGAAUGACAAUUCAGGGAAGGGUGCUUACAUGUAUCAAGGAUGCUCUGAUAAUGUGAAAUUUGGAAUCGGAGUUUCCAAAGAAUUUGUGGAUUCUGCACAGAGAAGAGUUCUAGUGAUGAAAGAUGAUAAUGGAACGAGCUCAUUGGGCCCAAGUCAGCUAUCAGCUGAUGGGAUGCAUAUGAUUAAUUUGCAUAAUAAUCAGGCUGGAAGACAAGUUCUGGAAAAAUCUCUCAAAAGAGAAUGCAAGUGUCACGGAAUGAGCGGCUCUUGUGAAAUGAAAACUUGCUGGGAGUCUUUGCCGAACUUUAGAGAUAUCGGAAUGGCUAUCAAAGAUAAAUUUGAUGGGGCAGCGGAAGUGAAGGUUGUUAAGGAUCAAGGAGUAGAGAAGCCCAGAAUUGUAAUGAAGAAUUCGCAGUUCAAGCGUCACACUAAUGCAGAUCUGGUAUACAUGACACCAUCGCCAGACUUCUGUGAAGCAGAUCCAUUACGAGGAAUCAUGGGCACGAAAGGAAGACAGUGCACUCUGGCACCGAAUGCUAUCGACGAUUGUAGUUUGCUGUGCUGUGGUCGUGGUUACGAGAAGAAAGUGCAAAUUGUUGAGGAGAAGUGCAAUUGCAAAUUCAUCUACUGCUGUGAAGUCAAAUGUCAACCCUGCCAAAAACGCAUAGAAAAAUAUUUCUGUUUGUAA